Messenger RNA from Fusarium vanettenii 77-13-4, 927 nucleotides. RefSeq lists its product as uncharacterized. The record is from RefSeq and is a predicted model, not a curated record. The transcript is spliced from 5 exons. NCBI's taxonomy places the organism in Eukaryota, Fungi, Ascomycota, Sordariomycetes, Hypocreales, Nectriaceae. Bases 1 to 927 code for a protein of 308 amino acids.
AUGUGCAGGUGGCGAAGAGGUGGAACUUACGGAGGGGGAAUCAAGGUUUUCAAGUCGUUGAGUCAUAGGAGUGACUCAAGGGGAAGGAAGAAGGUUUCGGUCGUGAAGGAGUACGGGAAGGAAAAUACGCACGGUAGCAUCAUCAACCCUGCAUCGAGGGCUGCUGUUGUAGACUUCAAGCCUACCGUUGGAGUCGUCUCUCGCCAUGGAGUUUACCCUGACCCACGGGAUGAACAUGACGUGGUUCGGCCGCAGGACUACACCGAAGCCUGUGCUUCAAACGACCUGCGCGGAUUGCGAAUCGGCGUCCCCCGGCACGUUCUCAGUUCAGAUGCAGUCAAGGCGCGCCACCUUGACGAAGCGUUAUCGGUGCUGUCUAGGCUUGGUGCUACAAUCGUCGACAAUGUUGGAUUCUCAGAGUUUCGUAAAGGGUACUACGGAAACAACAAGGAUGAAUGGGAGUGUUCUUUUCUUGUCGAGCUGCGCCAGAAUAUGAAGGAUUAUCUCGCUGGCUUCGAGAAAAAUCCCUUGGGACUUCAUUCACCAAAAGACAUCAUGAACCAUACCACCGCAACGCCCAGCGAGGCAGAGGCAGAAUACGGCAUGGAGGCGUGGAGGAGGGCAGAGAGGUUCAGCCAAGAAACCCCUCCGGGCUCGUCCAAGUACCAUUCUUCGCAGAAGCGACGCCAACGCAUGGCAAAGCAGAUUCCAGAGCUAUUGGACAGAACGGAGUGUGAUUUAAUUGUUCUAACUGGGGCUACCGACACAACAGCUGAAGUGGGCGGAUGCCCAUGUUUAUCGGUGCCCCUCGGCCGUUUCCCGGAUGAUCAAAAGCUGGAGAAGAACAAAUUUGGACAUUGUAUCAACAGGUCCCAAUAUUACGUAAGCACGCUCGAGUCUAUAUUUCGAAGCAUCAAUAUUGACUGA